AUGGAAGACCAGAUUGAACAGUCUGUUUUUUCUCACGUCGAGAAAGCAUCCAAAAUCGACGAUGCUCUACUGGCUGAGAAUCCUUUAAGCCGCUUCAAAGACAAGACCCAUACUCCUUCAGGGGUCAUCGUCGAGUAUAUAUUGAAAGAAGUUCCAGAGUUCAGAAGAUUAUCUGCAUUACGCGAACAGGGAUGGAAUAAUCCAGAAGGAGAUCAAUUCUUCGAAGAUCAGCGCCGGGCUGCCGACUACGCGAAUAACAAGACGGCAAAGAAGUUUUAUAAAAUGAUGAAGAAUAUCGCGCACGAUAUGCACCAAGUAACUGGAGUCUUUCACAUCAAGAAGCCCUGCCGGGAUGGCUGCUCUGUCCUAGACAUGUGCAUGGCUCCGGGAGGAUUUCUCGCCAUAGCACUCAGCUAUAACCCUGAAGCCCAAGCAUUGGCAUUUAGCUUACCGAAAAUAAAUGGAGGGUACUCGGUUCUUCUACCCAAGCGUCCCAAUGUUACUCUUAGGUUUCUUGAUGUUACAAUGUUGGCAGAGGAUAUGGGGUUGUCAAGUAUUCCACACGGACAUCCAGAUGGGGGAAAUUUCCUCUCGAGUCAACUCGAUUCAAGACAGUCCUUUGACCUCGUAAUAUGUGACGGUCAAGUGCUUCGCAAUCAUGACCGGGCUGACUAUCGUGAGCGUAGAGAAGCAAGUAGGUUGUGUCUUACGCAACUGACUCUUGCACUCGAUCACCUCAAUCCAGGAGGGACGAUGAUUGUCCUCCUCCAUAAAGUCGAGGCUCUAUCUACGGUGCAGCUCCUGCAUACAUUCGACAAGUUUGCUUCUGUGCAGUUGUUCAAGCAUACGAAGUAUCACGCCAAACGAUCCUCCUUCUAUAUGCUGGCAACCAAUGUCAGAGCUGAUUCUGAAGAAGCGAAGACGGCUAUUGAAAGAUGGAAAGCUCAGUGGAAGAUUGCAACGUUCGGUACCGAUAACGAUUAUCGUGAAGCGAUGCAUUUGGAUAUGUCAAGUGUUGAGGUUAUCCUGAAGGAAUUUGGCCCAAGACUGAUCAAGCUAGGACGGAGAAUAUGGGAAAUUCAGGCGGGUGCCCUAGAAAACGCGCCUUUCAUGAGACAAACUCCGUCCCUUUGA
Molecule: messenger RNA, 1134 nt
Organism: Talaromyces atroroseus
Lineage: Eukaryota; Fungi; Ascomycota; Eurotiomycetes; Eurotiales; Trichocomaceae
Exons: 2
Coding region: 1-1134 (377 amino acids)
Biological process (GO): methylation
Molecular function (GO): methyltransferase activity
Source: RefSeq, a predicted model, not a curated record